Helicoverpa armigera (cotton bollworm) is the source of this 4090-nucleotide messenger RNA. RefSeq names its product lactosylceramide 4-alpha-galactosyltransferase. Gene Ontology annotation, molecular function: hexosyltransferase activity. The record is from RefSeq and is a predicted model, not a curated record. NCBI's taxonomy places the organism in Eukaryota, Metazoa, Arthropoda, Insecta, Lepidoptera, Noctuidae. Gene Ontology annotation, biological process: glycosphingolipid biosynthetic process. Bases 1764 to 2765 code for a protein of 333 amino acids. The transcript has 3 exons.
AAAACAUCUUGAGGAAACCUGGACUAUAUAGUCUGAAAUCACCAACCCGCAUUGAGCAAGCGUGGUGAUUAAUGCUCAAUCCUUCUCCGCGUGAGAGGAGGCCUGUGCCCAGCAGUGGGACGAUAAAAAGGCUGUAACUGUAACUGUAUCUACAUGACCCAAGUAGGUAUGUACCACUAGGUAUGCAGUACGAAAAUAAUACUGCGUUUAAUUAAAAACCUUACAAACAACAUGCAUCACUCGGUGAAUAGAUUGUGCAUUUAUGUUUUAUGUGUUUUUUAAUAAUUGUAAUGUUGAUUUACAAACUAAACAUCAUCCUGAACGAGGAAGAUUCUAAAGCCGCGUACGCACGUACGAACAAAUUUGUUGCGUUACAUGAUAUGCAACAACUUGGUUCGCACGUGCGUACCACUAUCGAACAUCGAACACUCUGUUCGUCAAACAUGUUCGCGGCGAUCCUUGUAGUGUGUUCUGUAUGGACGGUGUUCGAAGCGCUUUAAUAACUUCACAAUCGACCACUUCCAACGGCGCUGUCAUGGCUACUAAGAUAGAGUUCACGACUGUUGUUCGCGAACUCGACUCGAACUAUGUUUGCGUUCGUGUUCGAAUAUGCCGUCCAUACGUACGAACCAAAUGUUCGGGUCUGGUGUUUGUGUUCGCUAUGUUCGAGUUCGUACGUGCGUACGCGCCUUAAGAAAACAACAUUUAUUUACUGCCCGAGAGUGGACAAACAAAUAUCUUGCUACAAAAAAGUAUCAAUCCGAAAAGCAUAAAACAUCAGCACAGUUCAUACAAAAAUAAUACGUAUUACGGUGAUAAUAAUGAUUAUUUUGGUACAAAUAUUAUGUUUAUUAUGUAUAUUAUUGACUUAGUUUUAAUGUGUAAAUAUCUUGCAAAGUAAAUUGUUUUUAUUGGGACACUUAAAUACAAAUUGAGAAUUAUCACCUACUAACGACCAGCUCCGGCUUCGCACGGGAUAACAGUAUUUCCCCACUAUUUAAUGUAGGUAUGUUAUUAUACAUAUAAACCUUCCUCUUUAAUCCGUCUAUCUAUUAAAAAAAACGUAGUUUUGAAGAUUUAAUCGUACAAAGAGACAUAGGGACAGAAAAAGCGACUUUAUUUUAUACUAUUUCUAUUGAUAUAGUUGAAUCUAGAUAGAAUAUAUUUUACAUCCUCUUCGUUUUGUGCUAUUUCUAUCUUUUGACCAACAUAUGUAUGAAGAUACAAAGUACUUGUUGCUUUUAAUUUUUGUUGUUAUUUAUUUUUAGUUUUAGGUUUUCAUUGUAAAUAUUUUUAGAUUUUUUUGUUAUACGUUUUAUUAUUUGCCACAAUAUUUUGGUUUUGGUUUUAGAUUUUUCCAUUAAUGAUUCCAUGUAUUCUGAGAUGUCCAAAUAAAAUCAAUAAAAGAUACAUUAAGGUAUUAUUAAGAUGUGAAGUUACGAUUCAGUUAUCCUGUAAAAUUAAUUAAAUAAGAUAUUGAAUGACAAAUAAUAAAAUUAUACAUUGUUCUCGCUGUGUUUUUUUUAAUCCAACUCCGGACCGCGAAUUGUUGUACUUACCCCGUUGUUGUUGUUGUACCCCGGAUAUUCAAUAAACACAACGAAUUGAAUUACGGAUCUGAACAAUAUUUGUGUUUAUGCAACAAGAUAUAUUAAUAACACGUCAAUCUUAAAAAAAACACUUGAGUUCAGUAUUUGUUUUGUAACUGAACCUCACACCCAACUUUAAAAUAACCGCUCGUAUUAACUGUAGUUGAAAAUAAAAUGGCCAGAACUUUUAUGUCCAGGCUUUGGCUUUAUUUGACUGCUGCAGCAGUAUUCAUACUAAUACUAAUAAUCAUUAAAGGUAUCAUCUAUUCCAUCAUUGAAGACUCGUUGCCGUCCGCAGAAGACCCGAGCUUUGUUCCGGGUGCAAAGUCAAUAUUCUUUCACGACACAUCUUGCCGAGGCGGCCUGACUAUACGUCAAGCGUGUUCGGUAGAAGCAGCCGCCAGAGCACACCCUGAGCACAUUAUCUACGUGCUGUUCAGCUGUCCAGUCACCAACUACGCGCAGAAGACGACCUGCCUCGCGACGCUCCUCGAAUUCCCCAAUGUGAAGUUUCUGAGAGUCGACAUUACUGAAUUUUCCAAAGGAACAGCCGUGCAGUCUAUAGUACUCAACGAUAUAAAACUUGGUCUAUACCCAAAACAGCAUGCAGCCGACAUACUGAGAAUGUUGACUCUCAACAAAUGGGGUGGCAUAUAUCUGGACACAGACAUGAUUUUGACUAGAUCUUUAGAGCAUUUUCCGAAGAAUUUUGUGGCUAAAGAAAAUCUGAAUGACGUCGCUUCGGGCAUCCUGUCUUUUACGAAAGACGGAAUUGGUGCCAACAUAACUAAUAAAAUUCUCAAAAUCAUGGGCCAAGACUAUAACCCAACGGGUUGGUCAACUUUUGGUCCAGCAGCCAUAGACAAGGUGCUGAAAAUGUCCUGCCCUCAGCUGAUUCACUCGGCCAACUACCAGACAGCCCCCAUGAGUAACUGUCAUGGCAUUACUGUAUUCACCUCCGAGUUGUUCUAUCCAUAUUACUACACGGAGAUCGAAGAUAUAUUUAGUGCUCCAACAGAAGAUUUCCACUUGGAAGAACCUUACGCUUACCAUAUGUGGGACUUCGUGACGCAUAACAUAUCUAUUCACAAGGACACGGUGUACGAAAUUGUUGCUGGCGCCUUCUGCCCUACGAUCCAUGACACGUACAGAGAUGAAUUUUGUGUAGUAGUUUGAGCAGUAGAUUUAGUGGUUUGGAAUAUACAUAUUAUUUUCUGUUUGCCAGAGCUUUCUUUCACUUUGGUGCACAACUAUUUUCCUGUAGAAAUUAUUUUUGAAGCGUGAUUUGUAUCUUCAGUGAUAUAUUUUUAUUUUGCUGUUUCUUUAAACUAACUUAAAGUUUAAAUGACGCAAAAUAUUCACAACAUCAUAACAUAACAUUUGACAGAACACAUAACAUUUGAGCAUAAUUUUAAUGUCGGUCAUCAGUCAUCAUCAGUCAUGGUGGCCUAGUGGGCAAAGAACCAACCUCUCGAGUAUGAGGGCGCAGGUUCGAAUCCAGGUCAGGCAAGUACCAAUGCAACUUUUCUAAAUUUGUAUGUACUUUCUAAGUAUAUCUUAGACACCAAAGGCUGAUUAAAAAGGUGAAGGAAAACAUCUUGAGGAAACCUGGACUAUAUAGUCUGAAAUCACCAACCCGCAUUGAGCAAGCGUGGUGAUUAAUGCUCAAUCCUUCUCCGCGUGAGAGGAGGCCUGUGCCCAGCAGUGGGACGAUAAAAAGGCUGUAACUGUAACUGUAUCUACAUGACCCAAGUAGGUACAGUCAACUUCAGGUCAGUGGUAACAGUUUUAUAGGAAAAUCGUACUUAUUACUAUUGAGUUAAGGUGCAUGACAGUUACCACUGAUGUGCAGUCUACUGUACCACUAGGUAUGCAGUACGAAAAUAAUACUGCGUUUAAUUAAAAACCUUACAAACAACAUGCAUCACUCGGUGAAUAGAUUGUGCAUUUAUGUUUUAUGUGUUUUUUAAUAAUUGUAAUGUUUAUUUACAAACUAAACAUCAUCCUGAACGAGGAAGAUUCUAAGAAAACAACAUUUAUUUACUGCCCGAGAGUGGACAAUCAAAUAUCUUGCUACAAAAAAGUAUCAAUCCGAAAAGCAUAAAACAUCAGCACAGUUCAUACAAAAACUAAUAAUAAUGAUUAUUUUGGUACAAAUAUUAUGUAUAUUAUUGACUUAGUUUUAAUGUGUAAAUACCUUGCAAAGUAAAUUGUUUUUAUUGGGACACUUAAAUACAAAUUAAGAAUCAUCAGCUAUGAUGUUGAAUCUAGAUAGAACAUAUUUUACAUCCUCUUCGUUUUGUGCUAUUUCUAUCUUUUGACCAACAUAUGUAUGAAGAUACAAAGUAGUUAUUGCUUUUAUUUUUGUUUUCUAAGAUGUCCAAAUAAAAUCAAUAAAAGAUACAUUAAGCUAUUAUUAAGAUGUGAAGUUAUGAUUCAAUUAUCCUGUAAAAUUAAUUAAAUAAGUUAUUGAGUGAUAAAAAAUAAAAUUAUACAUUGUU